CCAGUCGUAAGAGAGAAUCGACGUUGGUCGUCGUCCUCAGCAGCAGACCCUGUCGAGUGUCGAGGAACUCUGUGGAUGUCGCUGAUGGAACCAAGCGUGUUCCUAACGAGAUUCAUCCGUUCCCCUCCUGCCAUCUUUAUACCCACAAAGUUUCCCUUCCACAAUCGCGCCAUCAGUUCGAAGACAUCUUCACCAGCUCUGCGAACAGUUGCGAUAGUGCCCAAAGCAAGUGAAGCACCGUCACUGAAAAUCGAGAAGGAGGAGGAGGAGGAUGACGGCUACAAGCUUCCCAAAGAGUACUAUGAUGAUGAAUGGCAAGCACGGCAACGGGAGAAAACAAAGGAGUUCGAAAGGAAACGCCAACAGGAGGAAGAAGAAGAACGACUAAAGGAGAUUGAAUAUCGAGAGAUUGGCUCUAGAUUGAAAGGUUACCCUGAGGAAGAAGUUCGGAAAGCAAGAAUAUUGGUUUCAAGCUUUAUCAGAGCUGGGGAAGAGAUUGAAGAGAAAAUUGAGGAAGCUGCUGAGAAAGGUGAACUGACAGAACUGGUUUUGAUGGUUAUCUGGAAUCGCCUCGACCUUGCUCGCCGAGAUGAAGAGAAGGAUGCUAUCAGGAGUCUUGAUCUCUUAUACAGAAGGGUGGAGACAGAGAUUUUAAAAACAGAGGCCCCUCCAGCUAUGAGGUUGCUCAAUGAUCUAUUAAAUCUUCAUGAUGGAUUCAAUGAUGAGGAAUGGCUUAAGAAUUGCAGGAAGUGUAUGAUCAACACCUUCCCAAGGGAAGACCCGUUCAGUAUGCUUGUCCCCAUGGGAGUUGACAUUGACAAUCACCUUGGCCGUAUAGAGCUGCCACCAGAAGGCAACGAUGUACUCUUGCGGGUCGAUUUUGUGAGAGAAGUAGAUGCAUUGUUAAAAGAAGUUCGACAGGAGCAAAGUGAAGCACAGGCAGUGCAGGGAUUUGAUCCAGAAUCUGUUGCCGCCAGGUUGAAGCAACAGGAGAAGCAAAGAACCAUACAUAUGAUAGAAGCACUCUUAGAUCUAGCAAUAACCUUACAAUGGUGAUUCUGAAUGCUUGGAGAUGAUUUGGAUACAUAUAUGUGCUUGUCUCAGUUAGGCAAUUCGGUGGCAUCAAGAUUAUCAGAGAUCUUUGGUCUUGGUGGGCAUGGUCAUUUCGAUAAGAGGAAAAAUCCUUUGCUAGGUUGUUGAUACAAAAAGAACACAAAAUUGUCAUUUUAAUGAACAUCGUUUUUGAAUGGUUAUAAAAAAUCUUCGGAACCAGUUGGAUUCUGGUGAUAUGAA
This is a messenger RNA of Nymphaea colorata (pocket water lily), 1293 nucleotides long. RefSeq names its product protein PALE CRESS, chloroplastic. The transcript has 7 exons. Gene Ontology annotation, cellular component: chromoplast; proplastid; chloroplast. The coding region runs from base 76 to 1056 and encodes 326 amino acids. The record is from RefSeq and is a predicted model, not a curated record. NCBI's taxonomy places the organism in Eukaryota, Viridiplantae, Streptophyta, Magnoliopsida, Nymphaeales, Nymphaeaceae. Gene Ontology annotation, biological process: chloroplast mRNA processing; cellular response to light stimulus; leaf morphogenesis.